AUGGCUGUCUCCUUCCAUGUUCGAUCAAACAGUUACCCCUCUAGACUUCACCCUCAAGCUGCCCAUGUCGAUGAGAAAUUGGCCCGAUUGAGAUCUAUUGAGGAAGCCUCAACAUCUACAAGCUCUUCUAUCUGUCAAAGACUUGAAAACGUUCAAGAGCUUCACGAGGCUCUUGACAAGCUUAUUCGUUUACCAGUUACCCAGCAUGCUCUAGCUCAAGAGCAAAACAAGAAAGCUGUCGAGAAGCUUCUUGAUGGAUCCCUUAGGAUCUUGGAGUUAUGCAACACAUCCAAGGAUGCUUUGUCUCAGAUGAAAGAGAGUCUCAUGGAGAUCCAAUCAAUUUUAAGAAGAAAGCGUGGUGAUCUGUCUGGAGAGGUGAAUAAAUACUUAACCUCAAGAAAAUCCCUCAGGAAGACAUUUCAGAAAGUACAAAAGUCUUUGAAUGUUGCACAAACCGGAGACAACAGCGUUGAAUCUUUGGCUGUCUUUGGAGAAGCAGAAGCUGUUACAAUGACCCUGUUUGGUUCUCUGUUUAGCUACAUGUCUGGAUCAAAGACUUGUGGCAAAUGGUCAGUUGUCUCAAAGCUAAUGAACAAGAAGAAAGUUACAUGUGAAGCGCAAGCGAACGAAUUCACAAGGGUUGAUUCCGAAAUCCAGUCUGAGAAGACAUUGAAGAUGGAGGAUGUACAGAUCCUAGAGUCAUGCAUUCAAGAUCUUGAAGAUGGAAUUGAAUCACUUUCAAAGUCAUUGAUCAAAUACAGAGUCUCAAUUCUUAACACCUUAGGCCAUUAA
Eutrema salsugineum is the source of this 792-nucleotide messenger RNA. RefSeq lists its product as uncharacterized. Bases 1 to 792 code for a protein of 263 amino acids. The record is from RefSeq and is a predicted model, not a curated record. Lineage: Eukaryota; Viridiplantae; Streptophyta; Magnoliopsida; Brassicales; Brassicaceae. Gene Ontology annotation, biological process: root development; shoot system development. The transcript has a single exon.